Messenger RNA from Sphaerodactylus townsendi, 943 nucleotides. RefSeq names its product BTG anti-proliferation factor 4 (gene BTG4). Lineage: Eukaryota; Metazoa; Chordata; Lepidosauria; Squamata; Sphaerodactylidae. Gene Ontology annotation, biological process: negative regulation of cell population proliferation; negative regulation of mitotic cell cycle. Gene Ontology annotation, cellular component: nucleus; cytoplasm. The record is from RefSeq and is a predicted model, not a curated record. The transcript has 5 exons. The coding region runs from base 122 to 697 and encodes 191 amino acids.
UGUGGAGGGUAGCUGGUGUACGCUCGUGUCCAGAGCAUCUCUGCCUAGAGGAGGUUUCGUCUGUUCUCGUCUGGAGAAGUGGAGACUCAGCUACCCCCAUUCUUUUUUUUAAAAAAAAGAUAUGAAAGAUGAAAUUGCUGUUUCAGUCUUCUUCAUCAUGCGGCUGGUGAAGAGGAACGGCCAACUGAGCAAACACCAAACUGAGAAGUUUGCAUCCAAGCUGAUGAUGAUUUUGUUUGAGAAAUACAAGAACCACUGGUACCUGGACAAUCCCUCCAAAGGGCAGGCUUUCAGAUGUAUCAGGAUAAACAGAUUUCAGAUGAGAGAUCCUCUACUGGAACAGGCCUGCGUGGAGAGCAGUGUGGAUUUUGGGCAACUCGGCUUGCCAAUGGAGCUGACCAUCUGGGUGGAUCCAUUUGAUGUGUGCUGCAGAUACGGUGAGAAGAACCCACCUUUCACGGUUGCCCACUUUGAGGGCAACGAAGAGGAUCAGGACCUUUCCCAACGCAUCAGCCAGGCUGUGGACAGGCUGCGACCUCUGAUUGCUAAGUACCUCCUCAUGCGCACCAUGACGGCCUCUCCAGCACCCUUCAGCGCAUAUUAUCUCCAAUACAAGGCAUUCAAGUCCUGUCGGCCAUCGGCAGGUUUUGCCGCUCCCCGCGUGGACCGAUACCACUGGGUCAACACCAACCGAUAGAGUGGCAACCAUCACUGCUCUGUACGCUCUGAGCAUUGGGGAAGAAACUGCCGCCUUCUGAGGAAGCUGGAACUCUCAACCAGCGGAACUCUUUUGAAUACCUGGUAGAUUUUUUCUCUUCCUGUCUCCCGGGUCUUUUUUACUUCUCUGUGUUUGUAACUCUUUUUUUAUACGCACUUUGGGAUUGAAAAUGUUUUAAUUAGAUGAUAUUUAAUGUAUUUUUAUGGCAAGACUGAAAACUGAGCU